This is a messenger RNA of Pseudopipra pipra, 7986 nucleotides long. RefSeq names its product armadillo repeat containing 9 (gene ARMC9). Gene Ontology annotation, molecular function: protein binding. NCBI's taxonomy places the organism in Eukaryota, Metazoa, Chordata, Aves, Passeriformes, Pipridae. Gene Ontology annotation, cellular component: ciliary tip; centriole; ciliary basal body. Gene Ontology annotation, biological process: cilium assembly. The transcript is spliced from 28 exons. Bases 247 to 3006 code for a protein of 919 amino acids. The record is from RefSeq and is a predicted model, not a curated record.
AGACGUGGCAGGUAAACUGUGUUUCUGUGGGUGUGUCUGUGUGUGUGUCUCCUCCUCGUGCUGUUUGGAGAUGCGAUGGCUGACGGGCUGUGCUGUGUGAGCCCUGUGCUGCCACUGACACUCCCGUUCUUCACCCUUUUCCAGCUCUAUCAGCGAUGAGGCGUAGCAGUAACGCUUAGCAAUGGGUGACAUUUUAGCGUACGAGGCUGAGUUACUUGGACUGGUGAGAGAGGUUCAAAGGGCUCAAUGUCUGUAAAAUGUCAGCAGUCAAACAGCAGAUCAAUCAAAAAUUAUCUAUUGUUCAUUGGAAAUGAGGCUGUCAUUAAGGGAAGAAUGAGGUUGAUUACAUCUGACAAGUUUGGGGCUCAGGUCCAGCCUACGGUAAAGUAUUUGGAUUUCGCAGAAUUUGAAGAAACAGUGAAGGUAUUUAAAAAGGAAUGUAAAAUAAAAGGGAAGCCACUCCCUAAACCAGCAGAUGUUUCCUCAAAAGAUCCAUUGCCUGUUCAGGAAGAUCUGCUUGCAGCAUUUGAAAAUGGUGAGCAGAAAGUUUUCUUCCAGCUCUGGGAGGAGCACGUUUCGUCUUCAGUGCGAGACAAUGACCCUGUUGCUCAGAAGUUGGAGUUCUAUCUUCACAUACACUUUGCCACCUUCCUCUUGAAACAAACUAUGGGAAAGCCUGACAAAGCUAAACUUGAGGAAAGGAUUUCACAUUUUAAGGCAUACCUGGAAACAAAAGGAGCUGCACUGAGCCAGACUACAGAGUUUCUUCCCUUCUAUGCUUUGCCUUUUGUUCCAAACCCCAUGGUACACCCUUCUUUUAAAGAACUUUUCCAGGAUUCUUGGACGUUGGAUUUGAGGACAAGAUUGGAAAAGUUCCUGUCUCUGACUCUCAAAGCCAGACAGACUCCUCGGCUUCUCACUUUAUUUAAAGAGAAUGGACAAUGCAACAAAGAAAUGUUGCAACAUCUUCAUCAACAGUUAGUGGAGUCUGAGCACAGGACCAUGACCUACCUGAAACGAUUUAACAAAAUGCAGGCAGACUACCACAAUCUCAUUGGAGUCACUGCAGAGCUGGUGGAUUCUUUGGAGGCCACAGUCAAUGGCAAGAUGGUCUGGUUUAAGUUCCAUGGUGCUGGAAACAAUCUUCUCAUCCAAAAUUUUGCAGGAAGAAUGACCUGGGGUUUCCUGUGCUGCCUACUGAAAAGUCAAUAUGUACCGUCCUUCUGCCAUCAGCAGGAACAUCUUGUGGUUUGCUACUGUGCAUCUGGGAUCACUGACUGCUCCCGUAUUACUGCAGGGAAGAAUUUGCCUAUCACGCCAGAGUAUCUUCAAAGUGUUUGUGUUCGCUUGUUCAGCAAUCAGAUGAGACAAAGUGUAGCACACAGUAUUGACUUCACAAGGCCUGGAACUGGAUAUUACUCUAUGAGCCCUUGUGAUGACGGAUAUGCUUCCACAAUGUUAAGAGCAUCUUUAGCCCCUGUGAAGAUGCAGGAUGUGCCAUUGUUGCCCUCUUUGGAUUAUGAGAAGCUGAAGAAAGAUUUGAUUACAGGGAAUGAUCGUCUCAAGGCCUUCUUACUGCAGGCUCUGCGCUGGCGCUUGACAACAUCAUAUCCUGGAGAACAGAGAGACACUGUCCUGCAAGCCUACAUCAGUAAUGAUCUCCUGGAUUGUCACAGCAACUGUCAGAGAAGUGUCCUCAAAUUAUUAAAUUCCAAGAGUGAGGUAGUCAGACAGUAUAUGGCAAGGCUCAUCAAUGCUUUUGCUUCACUGGCAGAAGGUCGUGUCUACCUUUCUCAGAACCCAACGUUGCUGCGAAUGCUGGAGGAGAGACUGAAAGCUGAAGACAAGGAUUCCCUUACAUGGGAGAAUGUUCUGGGGGCUCUGCAGAAAUUCAGCCUCAGGCGUGCACUACAGUCUGUGAUGAUCAAAGAUGGGCUCAUUUUCUGGCUGGUUGAUGUUCUAACAGAUACAGAUUGCCUGUCUAAUUACACCCUGGAAUAUUCUGUUGCCUUGCUCAUGAAUCUUUGUCUACGAAGUGCAGGGAAGAAAAUGUGUGCAAGGAUUGCAAACCACGUGCUCAAAGUUCUCUCUGAUCUUCUUGGCCAUGAGAAUCAUGAGAUCCAACCGUAUGUGAAUGGAGCACUCUACAGCAUUCUCGCCAUCCCUUCUGUCCGAGAAAAAGCCAGAGCAAUGGGAAUGGAAGAAAUUCUGCGCUGUUUUAUCAAGGAAGGAAACGCAGAGAUGAUCCGACAGAUUGAAUUUAUUAUCAAGCAGCUCAAUUCAGAAGAGCCAUUAAAUGAUGGUAUUGUGUCUGAUGAUGAAGAGGAAGAGGAGGACGAGGAAGAGGACCAUGACAUCAUGGAGGCUGAUCUGGACAAAGAUGAGGUUUUGCAGCCUCAGCUGGGAGAGCUUGCAGGGGAGAAGCUGCUAACAACCGAGUACUUGGGAAUAAUGACUCAUACUCCAAAAACUAAGAAGAAGCUGUUUUCUGGUGUCCAUCAGAGUAUAGAUGAGCCUCUUCAGAGACCUGUGACACCAGGUUGUCACAGAACUACCUAUCUAAUGCCAGAAAACGAUACCAGUUCUUGUCACGAUGGGGAUGAGAAGCUGCAGUCUCCUCCGAGUGGUCAUUCUCCCAUUUGUGGUGGGAGCCAGUCCAGCAUUUCUGACCUCUGCAUUUCCCCUUCAUUUGAAAUGAAGUCAUCUGAAGUAUUCUCACCAGGCCAAAGAAUGGACCGAAGCAUCCCAGCUGAUGACAAUAUCUUGUCUUCGCAAGACUUCACUGAGGACAUCAAUGGGCAAUUGUAUAGCGAGUUUCCCUCAGCCUUCACCAGCAAACCUAAGAUCCCUCGCACUCCGGAAGGGCAGAGUACCAGCCCUAGAAAGGGAAAGGUCCCAGCCAUUGCCCCCCAAUUCUCUCAGUCUGGACCCCAACAAACAAGCUGUCCCAGCUCCUCAGGAUCAUCCACAAGGAGCAGACAGAGCAGCCAGUCCUACAGGAAGUGAGAACAGUUCCUUUCCUCGAGAAUCACCUGUCACAUUGUUGAAGGACAGAGCCAGCUUCCUGUAAUGAGCUUUACUGGUGACCUACGGAGCAGAGAGUGAUGUCGUUGACACCACAUGGCAUUCGCCUCGCACGGUGAUUCCGGGAUUAUCUGAUGGGAUGCGUCUGUUGUGGUCUCUAAAGCUGGCUAAGACAAGGGCCUUGUUAUUACAAUUCAAGGUCUCAGCAGCAGCCCAGGGCUGAUAUGGGACAUGGAUAUAGUCCCCGUUCCUCUGAUAGUUUACUCUAAAGUGACAUUGCCACCUUGAGAAGAAACUGUUGCUCUCUGCCUUCUGUGUCAGAGUAAAUGGCCCUUGGAGACAGUAUGUAGGGAGACAGCAGAGGAGUCUGACCAAACAACUGUCUUUUUAACAUAUUGCUUGCUGAACCAGCCUGUCACUUGCUGUUUUUUAAAUUAUGCCUUUGUGAAUGGGUUGGGAGAUAAUCUGUGUUCAAAGGAUCUGCAUUAGGAGGGACAGUGUACAUCACGUGCAGAGCCUUUACUGCCUGUAGCAGUGGUGUGGGGUGAGAUCUGUUUGGCCUCCAGAGGCUGGAGUAGUCUCUGAAGUAGUACAUCAGCUUCUGGUUGACCUGUAGCAGAUGAAAAACACUGUGACAGUGUCCAAGGCAGCAUCCAUGUUCACCUCUGAGGAUCUGAUCAGCAGCUUUAACUGCAGCAAUUACUCCUAUUCCUUCGUUCUACAUUUUUUCUUAAUUCUACUGUAACACAUUUGUGGAAUGAAUAAUCCAGAAUAAUCCAUUUUUUCCACUGGAACGAAGAGCUUUGCUUCUUCAUAGAAGAAACCAUGAGAAUGUGAACAGAUCAGAAGCAACUUUCUCUUUACAUGUGACUGUGGUCAAUCUUCUUUGGUCUUUGUUGGUUUUUUUUAAUGUUCUUUACUUCAGAGCAAUGUCUGGUUUUGUCUUCAUGGAAUUUGUGCUGGUCUUUGGUGAAUAUGAAGUACUGGCUAGGCAAGAGAGAUCAGGAAGCCCUCCACCAAAUAAAAAACACAGCAUUUAGUUCUACCAGUGGAUUACAAAGCUAGUGCUCUUUGUUGUUUUUUCUCUCAAAAGUGACAGUGACCAGGAAACACUAAGUCUUCACUGGAGAUUGGAUUUUCAGUAACAUCCCCUCAUGUGACAGCUGUUAGGACACAUAAAUGCAGUUUACAUUGGAACUUGGCUGCUGCUGAGGCAGAGAUGUACAAAAAGGAGGCAGACUUCAAAAACAAAUGCUUUAACCAGUAGGAAAAGGGGGAAGGUAAGGAUUUGGUUUUGGAGUUUCACCUUGAGAAACAAACGAGUGGUACACAGCCUGAAAGGUAAAGCAACUCCCGCAGUGACACUGCCUUCCCCUGCAGUGAGGAGUUGUUAAGCCACUGGUCGUUUCCAUAGGACCAGAAGAAAGCUUUGUGCUUCUGCCGAGGUCUUGAAUUGUGCCUCUUGGUGUGUUGUGGCAACUGAAGAGCCAAGGCCACUGAUGUAGUUGCCAUGAGACCCACUGAGUUCAGUGAUGUGGUGUCAGAUGCUUGCAGAAAGGACUCCCACACACAGGUUCAGGAAACCCCUUUGGAUAAUAGACUUUAAAUUGGAAUUCAGACGUUUUGUAGGAGAAGACACCCUCUAACUUAAAAUCUGGUCAAAUUCAUGUGGGAGUUACAAUUUACUACUCAGUACCUUCAGGGUUUUCACAGACCUAACACGAAGCAGGCAGAGUACAGGUGUUGCUUUAACUCCCAAACUACAUAGGACAUGAAGUGACUAGAGACACUGGAUAGCCCCCAUCACAUUGAUCCCCAUGUUAGACAAAGAAAUCACAGAAAAUCGCUGACCUGUGCUUAGAUCUAUCUGCCUCCUCUCAGAGCUGAUCAACACCAUUAAUGGGAAAAUGUCCUCUGUUCACAAAAGGGCAGUAAUGGAAAAGCCAUAAAAGCUCACCUUGUGGUUUUCCAGGAUAGGCAGCUUUUCUCUUUCCUCUGAAAUUCAGAGGUUUUUCCAUCAUGUGGUAUCAAUGGCCAGGUUGUUAACACUGAAGUGCUAAGCACAUUCAUUUGCAUACACGGAUAACAGAAUGCUCCAGCAGUGAAUUUUAUUUAUUUUACAGCAGUGCUGAGUUUCAUAUGGGAGCAGAUCUGAUUCUCUGAUGUGGAGAGCAGCUUUUAAAGUGUUGAGUACAGACUAUUUUUUUUGGGGGGAGGGGGAAGCAACAACCUCAAAACCUCACUGAUUUUAUAAUUAAUUGAGAUCAAAAUGUUAUCACUUCUUUCCAGUCACCUGAGGGUGGUUGGUAGGUAUGGCUACAACUGCUCCAGCAGAUCAAGAUUCGUGAAAAACCAAAAUGCAUCUUGCUGAAUUGGACUGAAAGGAACAAGCUGAAGUACGUGUGCUUGUGUGUUUCUUACUCAGGCCUGUUGCAAUGCAGAACUCUAUAUGUACAUGUUUCCAUGUUCAACUCUUAUAUGUUUUGGCAUGUGAGUAUGGAGUUUGAAAACAGAGAGUAUUUUUUAUAUUAAUGCAUGAAAGACUUCAUUUUCCAAAUGCCUGAGAGAAACUGUGGAUAUGCUUAGAAAUAAUUAUCAGCUGAGCAUUAAUUUGAGAGACCAAGGAAAUAACAUGUCCUCCUUUCCCUGUCUUAUUCACAAAAAGCCCCUGUGAUGCCAGAAGGAAGGUUUGAAGCUAAUGAAAAAUGUCAGUUCUGCCUUUGUUCGUAGGACUCCACUGUUCAGGGGGGAGAGGACCUCGAAUGCAGGUCAGUAGCACACACAUAGCAAAUUCAGCACCUCACUAAACAGUUGUUGAGUGUCUUUUGUAUAAGCCACAUAGAGGCUGCUGCCAGAUUCAACACCCCCCUGGUAAAUUCAUAACAGGAGCAGUGGAAAUUGCUGCCUCAAUGGGAGGGUGUGAUUGCACUUUGGCCAUGAAUUCGUUUACAAAAAGCAAGUACAGUUAUUGCAUAGGACACACAGAUCUGCAGGUGAAGUUUUUCUGGGACCAAAGUCCUAUGUGGUGCUACCAUGCCUUUUGGAUGUAACUUCCGUAUAUUGGGUAAUUUUAUUUACAGACAGUGUUAUUUGAGACGAACUGUGUAGGUAUAUAUGGGUUUGCAUAGAACCAUCAUUCUGUACGAAUGCUUUAAAAUUAUCUGUCAGUGACUAGAUAAAAAUGCUUCUAAAGGGAUUUUUUUCCUCCUUUCUCUUUCUGACAUGUUUGUUUUUUGGGGUUCAUGAACUUUCACUGUGUGCAUUUCUUUACAUUUCACUCUGGUUUAUUAUUGACAAAUUCUGUCUCCAACAGUUUUAUUUCCAUCUAAGUGGAAAAUACAGCUCCCUUCUGUUCAGCCUGGCCUGCCUCUGCAAAGGUAGCGUUGUUCACUCAGAAGUGUUGCAAAGCAGGUGUGAGCCACUCAUUGUUCGUGGUCUCUCAUGAGGAGAGCCCAGGCAUGUGGGAUGCCACCAGCAACAUUGGUUUGGUGUCAGAAGUAUUAUUUGUUGUAUGAUUUAAGUGUGUAGGGAAAGACAAGCAAGGAAGUUCUCUGAAAGGAAAAAUAUUGCUGUGAUGGGGAGGGACAGUGGUUGCUUGGUUUGGCUUUGAGUUGGUUCCUUUAAACAAAGUUUGUCUAGUCUUUAUAAAUCAUGGUGGAGAUUGCAGUGUAGAGAUAAAAAGCACUGCAUUAUGUUCGUGCACGUCUUUGAGUAGUGGUAGCAGACAAGCGAACAGGCUGCCUUCCUCCCAGGUCAUUAAGUACAUCUAGGCUUGCCUUUUAGCUUGGGGCUUGAAUUAGUCUUUGAGACACAGCUUCUGGGCAGUUUGGGCCAUGCUCACGCUUGCAGUCUGGCUCGACAUUGGAACAAGCCCUUUCCCGAGAAAGGAAAUGCUGGAGUUGCACCUUGCUCAGUGUAAUCUAACAAAGGAGUGUGUGAGCCCUGCCAGGCACCCUGGCUGUGCAGUGUGGCCCACCAAGCUUGAGGAAGUGUGUGGGCUUGGCCAGCAAAGAGGGGAUAGAUGGAGCCUUGCAAACUUCCACUGACCCUGUGGGAACUGAGUACCAAAAUACUCUGUGACUGAGCCAUAUGGGCUUCUCCAGGCUAUGCUGCACUUUCCCAACCUCAGCUAUUCAUAGAAGUUGUAAAAGCAGUGGGACUCCUAAUGAAGGGUGAGAAACAGCAAGAUGUUGCAAGACAAACAAAACAGACUAAGACCAGACCGUUCUGGCCAAGCUGUGUGGGAAUCUGCUGCUAACAGAUUUUAAAAAGAAACCAGCUUCUAGGUGCAGAAGAUAGAACCUUGCCCUACUGCAUUAUCAGACCAGUAAUUCUUCUGGCCUGGCAUGUUGUCAGUGGUUAGGAUCUGAUGUUUCAAAGCAAGUUUCUUCCCAUCUCUGGGCUGCUUUCUGCCCUGCAUGGAAGGGCAUUGUAUUCAGUUACAGGAUCAUGAUCCAAAUUUCCGCAUUUUGAGGACCUGGUGCUCUCUGAACAACAGGCUCAGUGGCACACUCUGGGACAUCUAAUAACUUUCUGGAAUGUGUCCUCCUUUUAGUACAAGUUCUCUCAGCAGUGCUUGGCAUAUGGUCCAAGUUUCCAAGAAAGUAGGGCAGUAAUUUGUUGCAGUGAAAGUGAGAAUCCUUCAAAUAAGCAGGAAGAAAUCCAGGUGACAGCUUUAGUACUUUGUUCUUAUCUUCUUCAAAUAUGGGAAAUGCUGUUCUGAUAUGAUGCUAAGUCAACAGAUCUAGGGAAUGUCAGUUGUUUUGUUCACUCUCAGUGACCUGGCACCGUAUUUAAUUUAAAAAAAUGAUUUCCAAUAUGCCUUGCUGGUUUUCAACUUAAAAUGUCUUUUAAGUGUUACUUCAUCAUAUUUUUUUUUCUUUUAAUAAUGCUCAGAGCUAAUUCUGUUAAGUAAGCAAAUAAACAGGACAAAUAAAAAUUAGUGGAUACUUGAAACCAUAA